AUUCAAACUGAAACCACCUCACAUGUACUCGGUACUACUUACUAUUCUUGUCCUCGGCAAGUCAUUGUCUCUACCAAACUGUUUUCUCUUUCAAUAACGCAUGACGAGUCAACACUGAUCCAACAAACCCUCAUUCUCCAAAAAAUGGCAUUCGAUUACACAAAACCAGACACUAAAUCACUCGUCACAGCCAUCUAUAUCUUCUCUGCGAUCUUGUGUGCCCUAGGUAGUUCUCAAACUCUCCGUCUCGAUUCAUCAUCCAAGAUCGAUGAAUCUCUUGUGUAUCUGUGGCCUUUGCCCUCUCAAUUCACUUUCGGCAACGAGACGCUCGUGGUUGAUCCCGAUCUCUCGUUCUCGUUCGAGGUCGGUGGCAAUGGCGGUGUUUCCGCCAUUGUUAAGGACGCGUUCGAGAGAUACAGAGGGAUCAUAUUCAAGCAUAGCUCUAGGUUUCUGAGAUUUAGGUCAAUUAGGAAGUCCGCGUAUGAUAUCAGCAAGCUUAGGAUUAUCGUGCGUUCUGAUGACGAAGCGCUUCAACUAGGUACUGAUGAGAGCUAUUCUUUAUUAGUGGCGAGGAAGAAUGACCAUUCGAUUAUUGCCGAAGCCACGAUUGAGGCAAAUUCUGUUUAUGGUGCAUUACGUGGGUUAGAGACAUUCAGCCAAUUAUGCAGUUUUGAUUAUGGAACUAAAACUGUACAAGUGUACAAGGCACCAUGGUACAUUCAAGACAAACCAAGAUUUUCAUAUCGUGGACUUUUGCUCGAUACUUCAAGGCACUACUUACCAGUUGACGUAAUUAAGCAAGUAAUUGAAUCUAUGUCAUAUGCCAAGCUUAAUGUCCUUCAUUGGCACAUCAUAGAUGAGCAGUCAUUUCCUCUAGAAGUGCCUACAUAUCCAAACUUAUGGAAAGGGGCAUAUACAAAGUCAGAGCGCUACACCGUUGAGGAUGCUUAUGAAAUUGUUAACUUCGCCAAAAUGAGAGGUAUCAAUAUUAUGGCGGAAAUAGACAUCCCUGGUCAUGCAGAAUCAUGGGGUGCUGGAUAUCCUGAUCUAUGGCCUUCACCUUCCUGUAGAGAGCCCCUGGAUGUCACAAAAAACUUUACUUUUGAUGUGGUGUCUGGCAUUCUAACAGACAUGAGGAAAAUUUUUCCAUUUGAGCUCUUCCACCUGGGUGGUGAUGAGGUCAAUACAGAUUGUUGGAACUUUACUCCACAUGUGAAGCAAUGGCUUCAAGAUCACAACAUGACUACUAAAGAUGCUUAUCAAUACUUUGUACUCAGAGCUCAAGAAAUAGCAAUAUCAAAAAGUUGGAUCCCUGUCAAUUGGGAAGAAACUUUCAACACAUUUGCUGAGAAACUCAACCCGCUAACUGUGGUGCAUAACUGGUUGGGUCCUGGUGUUUGUCCAAAGGCUGUUGCAAAAGGUUUCAAAUGUAUUUUCAGCAAUCAAGGUGUUUGGUACCUUGACCACAUAGAUGUUCCUUGGGAUCGUGUUUAUAAUGCUGAGCCACUGGAAGGAAUAACUGACGCUUCGAAGCAGAAAUUGGUUCUUGGGGGAGAAGUUUGCAUGUGGGCUGAGGUAGUUGAUGCAUCGAAUGUUCAACAAACUAUAUGGCCUCGAGCUGCAGCAGCUGCAGAGCGCUUGUGGAGCAAUAGAGAUGCCACAUCUACACGAAAUACUACAGUAACUGCAUUACCCAGGUUGCAAUACUUCAGAUGCCUCUUGACUAGGCGCGGGGUCCAAGCUGCUCCUGUCACAAAUAAGAAUGCUCGAAGUCCUCCAAGUGGUCCUGGGUCUUGCUAUGAGCAAUGAUGAUUCUUCUAGUUUCAUCAUACAUCUGAAGCCGCAUUCAAUACUUUGUGAAUAACAAAAUAUGAAUAGCUUACCAGCAGAUCAAAUUUUCCGUUAUUUCAGUCCAAUGGGGUUCAAGCUUCUCCUGUUUAGUAAGCUCGAAGCCCUCCAAGCAUUCCCGGUUUUGCGAUCUGAAACUCCGUGUGUAAUAAAAUAUUCAAGUUUCCAGUAGAUCAAACUGGUGGUUGUUGUUGUUGUUAAUUAAAUUUUGUUUUUUUGUUUUUGUUUUUGUUUUUGGUGAGUGUCAUUCUUGUUGAUGCUGCUAUUAAGACGAACAAAUGUAUUUAAUUAUCUUUCUUGGGAUUAUUCAAGACAUUCAAUUGUUAGUUUCUUCA
Cornus florida is the source of this 2183-nucleotide messenger RNA. RefSeq names its product beta-hexosaminidase 1. NCBI's taxonomy places the organism in Eukaryota, Viridiplantae, Streptophyta, Magnoliopsida, Cornales, Cornaceae. Gene Ontology annotation, biological process: glycosaminoglycan metabolic process; carbohydrate metabolic process. Gene Ontology annotation, cellular component: membrane. Gene Ontology annotation, molecular function: beta-N-acetylhexosaminidase activity. The record is from RefSeq and is a predicted model, not a curated record. The coding region runs from base 145 to 1809 and encodes 554 amino acids. The transcript has 15 exons.